This is a messenger RNA of Zootoca vivipara (common lizard), 2813 nucleotides long. It is a transcript of the gene GPATCH3, whose product is annotated as G-patch domain containing 3. The record is from RefSeq and is a predicted model, not a curated record. Gene Ontology annotation, molecular function: nucleic acid binding. Lineage: Eukaryota; Metazoa; Chordata; Lepidosauria; Squamata; Lacertidae. Gene Ontology annotation, biological process: negative regulation of type I interferon production; negative regulation of RIG-I signaling pathway; positive regulation of DNA-templated transcription.
UUACCUUGCGCCGCUAACACGGUCAUGCGCCGGCUCCGUCUCACAUGAUGCGCUUCCGGUGUUGCAAGAUGGCGGUGUCCACCACUGACCAUCUUUCCGUCCAGCCCGGCGGCCGAUAUUGUCUUAUCAGUUGCGUUCCGGCCCAGCUUCGCUCCACCGAUCUCCGUUUCUACUUCAGCCAGUUCAUCGAGGCCGGUGGCUUCCUCUGCUUCCAUUACCGCCAUCGCCCUGAACGCAUAGAAGGUCCGAGCGCUCCUUCCCGGCCAGGCCCGACCUGCUGCUGCCUGGUGGCGGUGAAGCCCGGCUGGUCCCGCCGCUUGGUCCGUAUGUACUCGGGAAAGCGCUGGAUCGACGCGCAGGGAGAGACGUUGCCCGGCCGGUGCCUUAUACGAAGGGUUCGGGUUUCCUUUGACAAAGAUGCUGAAACGCUCUCCUAUAAGACUAAAAAGGAGCUCCGCACAUCCUCAAAUGAAACUUUCACUGAGGAUGAUUUAAAACGGCUUCCUGAACUAAACCCACCAUCUUUCAUGCCCUGUGGGAAUGUGGGAACUCCUUUGAGUGUCUUUUUAGAUCUCAUUAAAGCCUGCAGGAUGCCUUCUCGUGCUAUCAAGAAGCUGCAGUUGCAGUUUCCCAGAACUGGCUCUUCUCGCAGGUAUGGAAAUGUACCAUUUUCAUAUGAAGAAACCGAGACUAUUGUAGAAGAGGAACGAGUUUACACAGCUUCAGGAGAGGAGAUAACAGAAGGGGGAGACCUAUCAAGAGUGAGCACGGCCAAUCAAGGGAAUGGCAUGGCAGAGAGAUACUUGAAUGAUCCAGAGAGUGAAGCAGAAGCUCAGUUGGAUGAUGAUGACGAUGACAGAUGCGAAGAGUGGGAGCGGCACGAGGCUUUGCAUGAGGAUGUCACCAGCCAGGAGCGCACAAAGGAACGUUUGUUUGAGGAGGAGAUUGAACUGAAGUGGGAGAAGGGGGGCUCUGGGUUGGUCUUCUACACGGAUGCACAGUACUGGCAAGAAGAAGAAGAAGGAGAUUUUGAUGAGCAGACAGCGGACGACUGGGAUGUGGACAUGAGCAUCUACUAUGAUAAAGAUGGUGGUGACAAAGAUGCUCGGGAUUUGGUCAAGAUGCGGUUUGAGCGGAGACUCCGGGAUGGUUUGGAAGAUGGGUCUGUUCUGAGCCAACAAAUUGGAGACUUUGAAAAAUACACCAAGGGUAUCGGCAGGAAAGUGAUGGAGAGGCAAGGCUGGACUGAGGGUCUUGGGCUGGGAAGCAGCAACUCAGGGAUGACUGAAGCACUAGACAACGAAGGCCAGAAUCCCAAAUGCAAGAGGGGCUUGGGGUACCAUGGUGAGAAGCUCCAGACUUUCACCAAGCCCAAGAAGCCUCGUGGGGACAACAACAUCCUCAUCUCCACCAUCUAUGAUGACCCUUAUCCUGUGGAUGCAGAAGAGCAGCUGCUCCGGCGCCAGCUACCAAUCAGUAUGAAGCAUCGCCAAGAUGUGGCAUUUGGCCAUGCCAUGCCUGGUGUUCAUCACAGUUCCAGUUCCUCAGGAACGGGCUGCUGCUAGCCAGGAAUGACUUUUGGACUAUGUUGUAGCAACGUUUGCUUUUGCAAAUAAUUUUUUUUUAAUUAACAAAAGUUGCCAAAUAAAGGGCAAAAUGUUUAGUAUUUAUUAUGUAGUUUUUCAUCAAUAUGGGUGCAUCCUGGUGCUUAUAAGCUAAAUGAAAGGGUUCUUGCUAGUGUUUCUUUCGGGUUGCCGCAAGAUCCGUUCUGCAUUACAUCAUGCUUAGCUACCAAUGGCCUUUAUCAAGAAUAAUGUCCUCCUUGCUCCAUUGCUCUAAUGCAGAGAACCAUUCCUAGCAAGAAAUAGGAGAAGAAAGCAGUAUUUGUAGAGGGGGGGGGAGUAUGUUGUUGCUGUGGAGAAGAGAGAUUUAUUCAUCAUCCUGGAUGAAUAAAUACAGAAAUAUCCACAACUUGAUCAGUGGUGCAGUUUAAACCUUGCUGGACUGGGAGUAAUAAAAUAUUUCUUAGAACUUCUUCCAAGGAAUCAUACACAGUGUUUGCCAUUGUAUUGUCUCAACAACCCCAUGAGACCUUAGAAUCACUCCAAAAAUGAGAUCCAUAUUUGAGGGGUAAUUUGAGGUCAGGCCUGCCUGCUCCAGGUCUGUGCUGGGUGGUGUUUAGCAUCCUAAAGCCACCAUGGAUAACUUUAAUGGGUUUUUAUGGUUUAUCCUGCUCUUCAAGUUCCUCAAAGUGGAGUGUGUGAUGUGUUCUGCUGCUCUCAUUUUGUCCUUGCCAACAACCCUUUGGACUUCUAUGAAGAAAGUCAAGUUCUUCCAUACAGCACGUCUCACUACUAUGGAACAUGAUCUAUGGAUCGGAUGCAUGUCAAUUCACCUUCCACUAAUCAGUGCAUUUCUGUGUUUUUCGAGUUCAGCCUUGAACCAAUUGCUCUGCAUGCCAGAGCUCAAGAUUCUCUGGCCGCCACACAUCUAUUAUGUCUAUCCCACUAACAUUUUGCACUUGCUCUUUGUUUGUGUGUGGAGAGGGGAACACACACCUGGUGCUAACUGGUGAAUAAAUAAAACAUUCAUUGGGCAAUAAGCUUGCAAAGCAUAAAGAAACCCCUGCACUGUAGUAUAACAAUACAUAUGUAGAGCUUCAGAAAACAACAGGCCAGGCUUUUACCUUGCAUGAUAAAAUCAGGACCAAUGAUUAAAUCCUGCAGACAAUAAUUCCAAUGUUGUUGUUGAAGGCAAUGUCUGUAUCUUUCACCUGCUGCUUAAUUUCUAAAAUGAGAAGUGUUGGGUUUCAA